Drosophila obscura is the source of this 897-nucleotide messenger RNA. RefSeq lists its product as uncharacterized. Lineage: Eukaryota; Metazoa; Arthropoda; Insecta; Diptera; Drosophilidae. The transcript is spliced from 2 exons. The coding region runs from base 146 to 781 and encodes 211 amino acids. The record is from RefSeq and is a predicted model, not a curated record.
CAGUUAGUCGUUCUCGUUCCAAGUGUAAACAUCUCCCGCUCCAAUAGAAACAAUUUUUAAUUCUAUACAUUUUUCUACUCGUCAAAAAUAAUUCGUAACUUUUUUUGUUCCGCUUAGUAAUCGGGAUUGUAAUUUUUGAUUGAAAAUGGUGAUUCCGAAGAAUAAAACGGUGAAGGGAGAGGGGAGCAAGGAGGAUAACGUGCAGCCACGCUCUCGCAACAAUUCGCGCGCAGAGUCCAAGGCCAAACUUAUUUUGAAGGAUCCGGAGCAGCCUCCCAAAUCGGCACGUUCAUCUCGCGCAGCUAAACGCAGCGCGGAUCCCCCGCGCUCUGCCUCCCGUGCUGCUAAGCGCCGUCGGGUGGCGAUGCCCCGUGACAUCGAAAACGCGAUUUGCGCCUGCCCCCACCCGCGACCAAGUUGCCGUACGCCCUCCCGUACCGGCAAACUAAACCAGAACGGGCAGAUAAUUACCCAAGCCAUUCUCGAUCUCAACAAGGUUGCCACCUUAGAGGAGAUAAUGGCCCAGCUGAUGAUGCGUCUUGGCUGCACCGUGCUUCCCAAUGGGGCCUACGACACCGUAGUUCACACCCUCAAAGAGGGGGUUCGCUUUGGAUUCCUGCAGAUGGAGCAAGGAGGCUACUGUAUCCUGCCUACUCCGAUAUCACUGGCCGAGGAGGAUCUGGCCCUCCAGAAGCGUGCGUUGAUGGAGGCAGUGUGUGAGCCGAAACCCUUAGUCUUCAAGCCAUCGGCUCUGUCUGUUAUCAGCUUUGCCGCCCGAUGAACCCCAUCCUAGAUAAAUCAUCAGAAUCAGAAUUAUUUCGAAUCAAAAUUGUGUUCUAGUAAAUGAGAAGUAGCGAGGCAGAUGUAUUUUCAAUUGUAUUAAAAAUUGUAUCGGUA